This is a messenger RNA of Erythranthe guttata (spotted monkey flower), 1365 nucleotides long. Lineage: Eukaryota; Viridiplantae; Streptophyta; Magnoliopsida; Lamiales; Phrymaceae. The record is from RefSeq and is a predicted model, not a curated record.
UUUUCUAAAUAAAACCUUUUAUUUUUGUCAUUUUGAAUUUCUUUCGGCAGUUCAAAUUCUCAACAACAAUAUGAUUUUGAACCUUAUCUUUAUUAUUAUCUUAAGUUUAAUAUAUAAUAAUAUAUCGCAGGUGGACCAACCAUGUCAGCUUCAUUGAGACUGGUGCACAUGUUCUUCGUAUAUUUAGGAUGAUGUUGGAUCAGAUGCUCCCAGAUCAGUUUAUAUGGACGCCAUAUGAUCUGGAUGAUCCGGAGUAUCAGUCUGUAGGUGGUGAUUCGACGAUCACAUGUAAUGGUAUAUGGGUAUCGAGAGUCCCCCUGAUAUGCUACGCAAUUGUGGAGAUGCAUCGACCAGACAGAGUAGUACGUCAGUUCGGGAUGGUACAACCCAUACCUGAACCUCCUGAAAAUACUGAGACGGAUUUCCGGAUGCACGUCAAUGCUAACCGUACAGGUGCUACCAACCGAGACUGGAGGCUUACACAUGUUUCGCAUGUUACCGCUUGGGAUAAUAGACUCGAUUAUAUUGUUGAUUAUCCAUAUGCCAGUGACAGUCAGACUACAGAAGAUGGUUAUUUUGAGUGGUAUGAACUGCACACACGUCGUUUCAUAUCACCGAUUACCCCAUCUGAUCGUACAGGAUUUCAGGUUGGAGGUCAGAUUUCAAUGGAUACAGUGAUUCAGCAUCUUCGAUCGUUGAUUGUUUCUGUUGAUGGCGGAGACAUGCCCCGGGAUGGCUAUCGUUCGUAUUUACCGACUCUCAGAACAUGUCUUAAUGUCUUAGAGUCUCGACACGGACCUUCAGAUAGGCCUCAAUCUGAGAUGCCUUAUACUCAGACUCACUCUCAGACUCAGACUCAGAUACCACUGUCUCAAAUGCCUCAGUCACAGACUCAGAUGUACGCUGGCGAGGCAGGAACUUCUUCUCGUGCAUAUUAUCCGGCAUUCGAUAAUUAUACAGAUCCUAGAGCACACGGGCAUCCAUCUGGUAUGUUUAGUACCUUUGAUUUUAUUUUUAAUACUAUCUACAACUGUGAGUUUAAUUAUAAUCUCGUUGAUGCAGAUCCGUACACCCCAUACCCCUACUUUAAUCCGAAUAUGAAUUCGGAAGACCCAAUUCAUUUGGGGUCUACGCAUCAGUUUUCGUCUUCGCGACCGGUAGAUCAUCAGAUCACACCUAUUCCUUAUUUUGAAUCCGCAAAUUCUUCGAGUGAUGAGGAUGAACAAGUUGGUAGAGGGCACAGGACUAGAAGGCCCCCGAGAUGUGGCACCGGAGGUCACCGUCAUUGGUGAUAUUAUUAUUGUAGUUUAUGUUGGUUAUUUAUUAAAACUUUUUCGUAUUUUAGUUAUUCAAUAAAAAACAAAU